UCAGAGGGUGUUCUUUCACCAGUCAUUCCAGAAGAGACAGAGAAAUUAGUUAUGAAUUCACAACACUGCACUAACAGUCAACUGAACCCAGGUGCUGACUCAACCCCUGCUCUUUCCAGUACACGGCAAAAGCGUGGGAGACCUCAGAAGAAAGAACUGGUCAGUCCUGAUUUGAAGACUGUGGGAACUAUGAAAGAAAUUGACCACUACAGUUUCCCAACUGAGGCAAAUGGGCCUGCAUCAUCAACAUACACCACCACAGCAAAGACUGCUUCAGUCCCAGCGGUUGUUGCCCUAAGAAGGCCAUGCAAAAUCGAUAGACGACGGAAAAGAUUUAGAAAAAUGAAGGCAAUGGAAAUGGAAAGACUGACUGAAAAAGAGAAGGUCAGUAGCCUGUGCCAGGAUCCCCUGUCUGGUGUUGGGCACAUUUCCACCAACAGUACGCUUGUGAAAUUUGAGCCAGAUCAUAAUGCAGAAAAAGCAACUUCAUUAAUACAGCAGGUCAGUACAAGCAGGAAGACAACUUAUGGCAAUAGAAAGAGACACAAAAUAAAGAGGUCAGUGUGGAACAGGAAGAGAAUAGUACAAGAUACACAGCUCAAAGUCCAUCAGGAUACUGCUGUGAAGCAGAUGUGUGAAAACAAGGAGUCAGUGAACAACUCUAAGGACUUUCCUGUUGAAAAGGAAAGAGCAAGUGCCGAAUCCAUGGACACUUAUGAACAUGAUUCUCUCAGUCCUCAAAAAACUCAGUCUAUGCUGCCUGUUCAUGUCCUCCAGACAAGAACUAUGAAGGUUGAAUUUACAGAUGGAAACCCACCAUGUGAUGACAUCUCAGUUGAAAAUGAGAAGCUGCUACAUAAUGUAACUGUGAACUUGCAGCCUGAAUAUUGUAGGGAUGAUCAGUUGGCUAAGACAAAUGUAGAUCAGGAUGUCCAAGUGAAACUUAAGGAAAUGCCUUGUAUACUGAACAUCAAAAGUUCAAAAAGAAUGAAGGAGGAAGGUGUGUUCUUACAAAACACCCUAACAGAUUUUUCAAAGGCAGUGAAGGAGACUGGAGAAACAACGUCAAAGGAUUCAUGCUGCAAGCCCCUUAACAAUGAGGACAAACAAGAACAUGUGGUGGUUGUUGGGCAAAGGAAUCAGUAUCUGAAGCUGAAGGAUUCCCACAGUUCUGACAUCAGUAGUGAUGAAGUUCUUGCAGAAAAUUCUAAUGGAGAUUGCAAUGGCUCACUUUCUCGUGGCCGGCCACGCAAAGAGAAGAAACCUAUCAAAUGCGAGUAUUGUGACCGCCUUUUCAAUCAUCUCUCUCCUUAUAUCAUCCACCGCCGUAUUCAUACAGGUGAAAAGCCUUUCAGCUGCCAGGAAUGUGGCAGAUCCUUUGCUCAGCUGUCCAACCUCAGAUCUCAUUAUAAAGUUCAUAAAGGUUCUUCCAAGCAACAUUUCAGAUAUUCCAACAAAUCAAACAAAUUUCCCCUGCAACGAGAUAACCAACGUCAAAGCAAGUUGCAUGCCACAGGAAGCAGUAAGCAGCUGAGAACUGUUGAAAACUUUGACAGUGACUGUUUUGUUACACCUGACAACACUUCUCCUAAAAAAGGCAAAGUCCAGGUAUGCCCUUACUGUGGAAAAGCAUUUCGCUUUAGAUCAGUGCUUAACAUUCACCUACGAGUUCACAGUGGAGAGAAACCAUACUUAUGCAGGGUUUGUGGAAAAGGCUUUACCCAGGCAUGCAGUGUUCGUAUCCAUGAGAGGAUACACUGGUCUGUCAAGCCUUUUCUGUGUUCCAAGUGUGGUAAAGGGUUUUCUCAGAUAGGGACAUUGAAGGGACAUACCUGCCAUGGUAAUAAGCAGAUUCAUUCCACACUGAAAGACAUGGAAGUUUCAGGUGCUGUGACCUUCAGGUGCCAUCUUUGCAAGGAAUGCUUUGAUCAUAGGCAUGCCUACGAGCUUCACCUCCAAACACAUACUGAUAUCCAGCGUUACACUUGUGAUGUUUGUGGCGAGAAGUAUAGCCUCUUGUCUGAGCUUAAUGCUCAUCAAAAUUUCUGCUUGAAUAUGAAGAUUUUAGACACAAAACCUGAUCAUUCUGAACCUGUUGUUAAACCUCAGGUAAACUCUCAGCAUCUGCAGCAUACACAGUCAAUCUGUGCUGCUGUUAAGUUGGAGACACCACAACCAAAAAAACACAGUAAUCAAUUUUUAACUCCACUGUCUCUUCGCAGUCACAGUAUCCAACCACAAAGACAUAAAAAGUAUCUCUCCUUGUUGAGUUGCCCUAUCAAAAAGAUGGUCACCUCUGUUUAUGAUUCUCAGUAUAACUUCAAACAUCAGCCCUUUAAAAAUGGUCGUUUUGUAUCUCAGUUAAAUAGUGUUGACCAGAAAUCUGACCCAAGGAAAUAUUUUUGUCCGCGCUGUGGACGGCUCUUCCGACACGUGGGCAGGCUAAGAGCUCAUAUGCUUACACAUGCACGGGGUCAAAGCUACACCUGUGGUUGCUGUGGCAAGACCCUUGAAAAUUGGAGCAAGUUUUGGCGUCACCAGCGAAUUCAUCGACAGAAACAUGGACGCUUUUUCUGUCCAACAUGUGGCCAAGGUUUUCGUUUUGUAGGCGUGUAUGAGAAGCACCUGCAAGAGCACCCAGAGCUUAAUGCGUAUUUCUGUCCUAUUUGUCCUCACACGUUCUCCAGUGCGAAGAGAUUGAGGGACCACCAAGUGGAAUGGCAUGGAGCCUGCAUGCCGUAUAUAUGUGAUAUUUGUGGAAAGGGCUUUAGAAGUCCAGUAAUCCUGGAGCGUCACAAAGUUGCACACCGUCAGAUCCUUUCACAAAUGGACAACUUUUGUGAAGUUGAAGUGCGUCCAUCUGCAGUUCCAUACCAAUGUGGAAAAUGUGACUCCAGCUUCAAAACCCUGGAUCUGCUUUUCCAUCACCAGAUCCUCCACCCCUGUCGUUCUAGGCAGAGUGAUGGGUCAAAUCAUUGCACAAGAAACCAGGAUUUGCAUCAAGCCGCCCAUUCCAGUGCUUCAACUUGUGAACCGACUGGUUACAAUCCCCAGUGUGUGAAAGACUGCCCUUCCACUCUGCCUUCUGACCGAACGAACAAUAAACCACUUAAGGUCCGUUCCCAAUCAAAGCAUGCUAACCUACCUCAUCACUUGCUUCUCUCUGAAACUGUGUUUUUACAUCCCAUGCACAGGCAGAAAAACUUGUCUGCUCAGAAUACCAUUGAUGCUGAUACCCCUCUUUGGUCUGAUGCCCACUUUGAUCCUCAUUCUCAAAGUAAAGAAGCUCAAGAUGUCAACAAACUGCAAUGCACUGGGAGUGCUGUGCAUACUAAUUAUCAAGUUUCGGUGGAGCCCUCUCCCAGGGAUUUAUCAGCAGUCACCGAUAAGAUGGAGGAAAGAACUGAGGUUGUUGGAUGUACUGAGUGUAAUGCUACAUUUACAGCUAUUCCUCUAUUAUUUCAGCAUUAUUUGCAACAUGCCAGGGAGGAGGUAUAAAGGCCCCAAAUGACAGUAUUUGUAAUGAUGAACUCAGUGAGUUUAGUUACUGAUUUUAAUAUAAGAGCAUAUUAUGUUUUUCUGUUCCUUCAGAAGUACUGGAAAUGCUUUUACUCCCUCAGACGGAAAUAUAUAGCUGUCCUAGGAUGCAGCUGUGGAUGAUAAUCCACUUGUUAAAUUGUCCUUAAAUUUUAAAUAAAUUGAAAAGACAUGUUUGUGUUUUCUGCCCUUAUAUCUAUAUCUGUCAAUUAGAAAAAUCUGGCAUUUACUGUUGUGAUCAGAAAUUUUCCCUGUUCCCUGUUCUGUCGCACUCAAAGUAAUAACCAGUUUGUAACAAAUGUUUAAUAAGCCAAAUAUUUGAUCAAAGGCAGAUGAAUAUAUUUGACUCUAAUAUUAAGAACAUUUCAAGAUGGUAUUACGUUUCAUAAGGUCAUGAUGUUUUCAUGUUUCUUUUGGACUCAUCAAUGCAUACAUGUCUGUAUCUUUAUCCUGCCCAGCCUUUUUGACAAGUAUGUAUAAGAGAGAUUUCUCAGAAACUAGAUACGGCACUAACUUGGUCAGAACUAGACAGAGUGUUGGUUAUUUUUGAGGUUAUUGCAACACUCUAGCAGGAAUUGUCACCUAACAUUAGCACAAUGGUUCAGUGGUUUGUGAAUUAUGUCUUUUAGGUUCUCUGUGAUACAAGCAUUUCUAACACAUUAAGCACCUCAUCUCUAAAUUGUAUAUUUAAUUAAUUUGUAUUUGUCC
Chanos chanos (milkfish) is the source of this 4245-nucleotide messenger RNA. RefSeq names its product zinc finger protein 227. The record is from RefSeq and is a predicted model, not a curated record. NCBI's taxonomy places the organism in Eukaryota, Metazoa, Chordata, Actinopteri, Gonorynchiformes, Chanidae. Gene Ontology annotation, biological process: regulation of transcription by RNA polymerase II. The transcript has a single exon. Gene Ontology annotation, cellular component: nucleus. Bases 52 to 3498 code for a protein of 1148 amino acids. Gene Ontology annotation, molecular function: RNA polymerase II cis-regulatory region sequence-specific DNA binding; DNA-binding transcription activator activity, RNA polymerase II-specific.